AUGACUCUUGAUAGCCAAUUUCGUAUUAAAGACUUGGGGGAAGUCAAUUACUUUCUUAGACUUCAAUUUGGCAAGGUGGCUGAAGGUUUAGUUGUUCAUCAACAAAAAUUUUCUCAAGAAUUACUUGCACUCUAUUCUAUGGAAGAUGUUGUUCCAGUUUCUACUCCAUUGCCUCACAAUCUUAAGCUAUUACUGCUUAUAGACAAUCCUCUCAAUGACCCUACAUUGUACAGACAACUAAUUGGCAAGUUGAACUUUUUAUUUCAUACUCGACCAUACAUAGCUUUCACUGUACAACAUUUGAGUCAUUUUAACAAAACUCCUUGUCAACAACAUUAUGAUGUUGCUUUACACGUAUUGAAAUACAUCAAAGGCACUGUUAAUCAAGGUUUAUUCUUUAAUAAACUUUCUAACAUUGAGGCUUAUUGUGACUCAGAUUGGGCAGCAUGCCCAAUCACAUGA
Molecule: messenger RNA, 462 nt
Organism: Lactuca sativa (garden lettuce)
Lineage: Eukaryota; Viridiplantae; Streptophyta; Magnoliopsida; Asterales; Asteraceae
Source: RefSeq, a predicted model, not a curated record